AUGGUUUCCCUGAAGGAAAGACUUGAGCCGUUCUCUGAUGCGGGCCCAUUGGUAAACUACCUGGCCCGCCUUAUCUUGGAACUGCAUCUCGCAUGUCGAUCGCCAUCUGCAGCUCAAGAAUUGAAUAGAUGCUACACCGCGUACGAACAUAUAAGUGAUUAUGCUGGUAUGGCCAACUGUAAGAUGAUGGAAGCGGAUAGCCGCCUCUCGCCGCCUUUCGCAAGUCCCGUCUCGUUGAAUCUGAUUCCAGCUGAUUCGGCAUCUGCUGUGGGGGAAGAACACAUUUGGGAUCCAUAUGAGCUGCAUCUGCCUCUAGACUAUUCUCAGGAGGCCCAAGAGACGUAUGCAUUGGCUCUGAGUCUCUUUGAAAGAGCCAAUUGCGAGCGCGGCCAAGCGGCUGUACUUCUUCGUCAAGCUUGCUGUCUUCAUGUGCUAGCUCGUCAGUUGUCUAUUGAUGAUGACUCGAGACAUACAAUGCUCAAAGAAGCAGGUGAAAUGCUGGAUCAAGCACAAUUGCUCUUUGGUGUGGACGAGGCCAACUUGAUGGUCGUCUUGGGCCACCAGAUCCUCCUCGACAUCAGCAGAGGGGUCAAUACUACAACCAUCCAUGAUCGAGCCACCGAGAUAGGAAAAUGGGGCGUGGAUGCUGGAAACGAGAAGGUUGCUCAUUUUAUCGGCCUUGUGAUGCUCCGUUUCGCGAAACACGAGUAUGCUAAGUUCAGUCGUUUCGAUAUGGCCACUAGGGCUUAUGAGUGCGCCUAUGAGUGCUUCAUAGCUUUGGGGGAUGUUGUGCCUGCCUUUCAGACUCUGGCAGCCAGAGCAUGGAUGCAACAUGGCAUGUAUAACUCCGCCGCAACUAUUCUCUUCAUUGAUCGAGCUCGCGAGAUGUUUGAAAGCGUCCUCAGCUAUUACGAUCAAGGAAUCUCUAACGCUCCAGAUACCGAGCUGGGAAAGAUGGAAAGCAGGGGCUUAUUAGCGCAAAGAUUCCAAAUCAUCAGCUCCUUUCUUAACAAGGCAAAGAGUAUGUAUUUGCGGAUGAAGGAGCUGGAGGUCCUUGAAGAAUGGCAAACCCAGCAUGCCUGGUUCAUCGAGCAUGACAAGUCAUUCCAAUUCAUGCGCGAACACCUGGAGAAAGACGAUGCAAAGCUGCCGACACGUUUGCGCGACCAUAACCUAUGGCAACGCAGCUUAGUCGCUAAUGCCAUACACAUGAAAUUCGCUGUUGCUGAAAUUACCUUUGACCGUCACUUGGAAGAUGGAAACUUGGCGGAUGCCGAGCAGGCCUUUGCCAGUUUUUUUAAUGAAAUGUCUCUCAUGGAACCUGGCUAUUCCCGAGAUUUCUUUCUGCUUCUGGCCUACAACCGUGUUGGCGAUCAUCGGCAGGCGCGUGUCGUCUUGAACUCCAUGACAGACUCUGUGCUCUUCAAUGAUCUACUCGAGCGCUUUCUGGAAGGUCGCGGUCUUCAAGGCGAAUUCCCUGAUAUCGCGGGGAAUGCGCUCAAUGUGUGUGUCAUGGCCCGUGACAUGAAACGAGGGUACCAGCUCAUUCAAACGAUCUCUCAGAUCUCGCCGUCUUUCUUCGAGAAUAUAGUUGAAAGUGCGUCAGACUUCAUCUUCCGCUUGGCAGAUUAUUCGAUAAUAAUGUUGAACAAUGAUCACCCCGAGACGGCCUUUCGAAAACUGCUCAAGGCUCGCGAGUUAAUCGAGCUACGUCGCACCGCGACCAUCGAUGCAGAUGCCCGCGGUAGUUCGCUGGUAACCCAUUUGGUCAACGUAUUCUUGACGUUGACAAAGAUCUGUCUUCGGUGCGAACAAGCAGGCAUCCCGCUGGCAGUACUGUCGUUUUAUGAACAUGGUCAUUCCGAGAAUGCAUCGUGGGGAGACCAUGCUUUGCUAUUCUUAGAAGAAGCUCGGGCUCGAUCUGUGCUCGACUCUUUGCAAACCGUCGACCACAUAUCAGGAGCCACCAGCGGGAAGACUUUGUCAGAGAUCACCUACAAAAGGCGGGCUCUCAGACACCUUCAAGCUCUCCGAGUGCGUAAUGAAAGACAGGAACGAGAACAGGCACAAUUGGAAGCUGAACUGCGAGAUUUGGCUGGCAAUUCACUGUCAGCUUCGACGGAGGAAUUCAUCCAAGCGACCAACGCCUCAGUCGACCCUGCUCUCCUCUAUGGUUGCAUCCCUGGUAAUGCGGUGGUGAUCGAAGCGUCGUUUUCACCGCACGGAAGCCUCAUAUUUGCAAUCACAAGCGCUGGUAUCGAGAAUGCACGCGAAGAGCCUGUGACGGUCUCAGACCUUCGGAGGCCAGUGCUCGAAUACUUGGGUCUCAUGCAGCAGAUGACUGGGAUCAAGAGCUCCGAGGAGGAUGUGCGCAAACGACAAGUAGACGAGCUAGGCGAACAGAUCUCUGCGGUGUUGUUAAAACCCUUUGAAGACACGAUCCGAACCAAAACACACGUCAUUUUCUCUGUCUCUGACCCCUUGACGGCAUUCCCCCUGUCCGCUCUGCCUUUCGACGGAGAGCCCCUUCUCGCACACGUGGCUGUCUCACAAAUCCCCAGCUUGACCGUGUUAUACCAUCUGAGUCGGCGGCAGGCAACAACCGCAGCGCCUACGGUCUCUGUGUUCGCCAAGACAUCAGCCAUGCCUGCGGUAGAAGGUGCAACCCGACAUGCCAACGGCAAGGAUGGGGAUGAGGAGGAGGAGGAGGAGGAGGAGCAGGUGCUGUACAUGGCACGGAUUGAGGCAGUCAAUAUCGCGCGCCUGUUUGCGACGUGGCCGAUCGAGGCGUCUCGCGUGACCCGCCGCGAGUUCCGGGAGUACAUCCAGGGUGGGAGUGCGGUGCUGCACAUCGGGACGCACGGCGAUGUCGACCACCACCACCCGCUGCUGUCCUUCAUCUCUAUCGGCGAGGAGUUCCGCGUGCUCGACCUGCUGGAGGUGCAGAGCCGCGCGCACCUGCUCGUCUUCGCCGCCUGCCUGAGCGGCCUGGGCAGAGCCACGCUCAGCAACGAGGUGCUUGGCUUUACCCACGUCGUCCUCGGCACGGGCUGCCAGGCUUAUAUCGGCACGCUGUGGAAAGUAAACGAUUUUGGAUCGAUGCUACUCAUGACGCUCUUCUAUCGCCAACUGAAGGACCAGCAUGCCAUCAGCCUGGCGGAAGCAAUGCGCCGCGCGCAGCAUGACAUGCUCCGUCUCGACACGGAGGGUGUCCGUCUUUUUCUUGACGGGCUCCUUGACGCGUGGGCCGCGAUGGACUCGGCAUGCGAUGACCACGGCCUCACCGGGUUUCUAUCGGAUGCCCGGUACGUGCUGGCCACGACCAAGAUGAUGCUCGAUCAGUUGGACCUGGCGAGUCCAUUUUACUGGGCGUCGUUUAUGUUGGUGGGGUAUGGCGACUUCAAAUUCGCUGUACAGGAUUCCAACGAAUUUGGCAUACACUAG
This is a messenger RNA of Penicilliopsis zonata CBS 506.65, 3444 nucleotides long. RefSeq lists its product as hypothetical. The record is from RefSeq and is a predicted model, not a curated record. Lineage: Eukaryota; Fungi; Ascomycota; Eurotiomycetes; Eurotiales; Aspergillaceae. Bases 1 to 3444 code for a protein of 1147 amino acids. The transcript has a single exon.